GUGAAAUGGGAAGGAAGAAACGCACAUAUCGAAGGCUUCCGGGCGAUUCGAUCCAACGCCCGCGGAGCUCAAAAGCUGUGCCACACGAAAAGUCAUCCGUCUUCGUACGCAAUCUCAAUCCUCUUGACCGUCCGUUCUUCGGAUUGGAUUCAGGGAGAUUUCGAAGAGGUUGUGGCUAGGAUGUCGAAUCCAAAGGUUUUCUUCGACAUAUUGAUUGGUAAGAUGAAAGCAGGCAGGGUUGUGAUGGAGCUCUUUGCAGACGUCACGCCCAAGACCGCCGAAAAUUUCCGCGCACUGUGCACCGGGGAGAAGGGGAUCGGCAGAUCUGGGAAACCGCUGCAUUACAAGGGAUCAACCUUUCACCGUAUAAUCCCAAACUUCAUGUGUCAAGGCGGGGAUUUCACUAGGGGCAACGGAACCGGAGGGGAGUCUAUAUACGGAAUGAAAUUUGCCGAUGAGAACUUCAAGAUUAAGCACACCGGCCUGGGAGUGCUGUCGAUGGCCAACGCGGGACCCGACACCAAUGGCUCUCAGUUCUUCAUAUGCACCGAGAAGACCCCGUGGCUGGAUGGGAAGCACGUCGUGUUUGGGAAGGUCGUAGACGGUUAUAACGUGGUUAAGGAGAUGGAGAGCGUGGGUUCUGAUAGCGGAAGCACGAGGGAAACGGUUGCAAUCGAAGACUGCGGUCAGCUAUCAGAGAAUUGAUGGCUAGCACUGUGUAGAAAGGUGAAUUUAAAGUACUUGUCUACACUGCUUAUUAAAUCAUUGUGGAUGAGCCCCUUAAAAUUUCUUAUGAUGCUGAACCUUAUGUCGCUCUUAUAAGACGUUCAAUUCACGGGAAUGAUCGAUUCAAUGUAUCGCUCGUCGAGAUAGUUCAAUUUCGAUGGCGCAAAACGCUGUAGUUAGAUCAUCGAGGUCUUUGUACGUAUCAGAAUGAUGCUUAUGGCUAAA
This is a messenger RNA of Eucalyptus grandis, 951 nucleotides long. RefSeq names its product peptidyl-prolyl cis-trans isomerase CYP19-3. The transcript has 2 exons. Lineage: Eukaryota; Viridiplantae; Streptophyta; Magnoliopsida; Myrtales; Myrtaceae. The record is from RefSeq and is a predicted model, not a curated record. Gene Ontology annotation, biological process: protein folding; protein peptidyl-prolyl isomerization. The coding region runs from base 181 to 705 and encodes 174 amino acids. Gene Ontology annotation, molecular function: peptidyl-prolyl cis-trans isomerase activity.